Molecule: messenger RNA, 388 nt
Organism: Anoplophora glabripennis (Asian longhorned beetle)
Lineage: Eukaryota; Metazoa; Arthropoda; Insecta; Coleoptera; Cerambycidae
Product: probable endochitinase
Exons: 3
Coding region: 16-324 (102 amino acids)
Cellular component (GO): extracellular region
Molecular function (GO): chitin binding
Source: RefSeq, a predicted model, not a curated record
ACUUAAUGUAAAACAAUGAUAAUAUCUGUUUCAGCUUCAACCACUACAACUCCAGUAACGAUAGAAACCACAACAGGACCUUAUGUUACUACCAAUGAGCCGCCUUCUCCCGGAACAACUACAUCACCAGGUUCCACUACAACUCCGGCAAACUUAUGUGCAAACAUGCCAGACGGAACCUUCCUCUCUGACCCAAGCGACUGCAGUAAAUUCUACGAGUGUCUUUAUGGAAAAGAGAUUUCUGGAACCUGUCCUCUAGACCUUCUUUGGAACGAACAGAAACUUACUUGCGAUUAUCCUGAAAACGUAGUUUGUAAUAAGUAAAAUACCUUUACUGUGUACUUUUGAUCUGCAGUUUAUAUGCAACAAAUAAAUAAAUAACUCUGGA